CAGUAACAUUACCGAGGGCUAAAUCUUUAAAAUGCUAAUUUCAGCUUAGCGAGGACCAAUGGGCAGAGGCACCGAGGGUGAUGUGGGCAGGAACUGUUUGGGUGCUGCAGCCAGCCAAUGAGAAAGCCGCAGGUAGCGUAGGAUAAGCAGUAAGUUUAGGACUGAGCAGCAACUUUUAAGUCCCGCACUCCUGCCGGAGAGACCCCCGUCACCACCAGCAGCAGCACUAGCAUUGAGCGCCUGUCCCCGGCAUGGCACAGACAUGAGCAGCAGCACGGAGCGGCAGGAGAGAGCAGCAGUGCCUGUGCAGGCGGCUCCCCCAGGAGAAGAGCUCACCUUUCACUAGGGGGAAACUAGGUGCAGCGCCAGAGGGACAAACGGCGUCCCCGCCCGAGCCCCGGAGAUCUCUGAGGAGGAGAGCAGCAGCAGCAGAGACCCGCCGGGAGAUCCCCCCGCACACCGCAGCCUGAGGACGGGAGAGAAGCCCAGCAUGGAUAGCGCGCACGCAAAGACCGUGUCCGAGGUGCUCCGGCACUUCGAGGUGAAUGAGAGCUGCGGGCUGAGCGCUGAGCAGGUCCGGAGGAGCAGAGAGCGGUAUGGACCGAACGAACUACCAGCUGAAGAAGGGAAAUCGCUGUGGGAACUAGUGCUGGAACAGUUUGAAGAUCUUUUAGUUCGGAUCCUUCUCCUGGCUGCAUUUGUUUCAUUUAUACUGGCUUGGUUUGAAGAAGGAGAGGAAACGACAACUGCCUUUGUGGAGCCUGUAGUUAUUAUUAUGAUACUUAUUGUCAAUGCGUUUGUUGGGGUAUGGCAGGAGAGAAAUGCUGAGAGCGCCAUUGAAGCUCUAAAAGAGUAUGAGCCAGAGAUGGGCAAAGUUAUCCGUGCGGACAGAAAUGGUGUGCAGCGUAUCAGAGCUAGAGACCUGGUUCCUGGAGACAUUGUGGAAGUGGCAGUUGGUGACAAAGUACCCGCUGAUAUCCGAUUAAUUGAGAUCCGUUCUACAACAUUACGUGUUGAUCAGUCCAUUCUCACAGGAGAGUCAAUUUCGGUUAUAAAACAUACAGAUCCUAUCCCAGACCCCAGAGCGGUUAAUCAGGAUAAGAAGAACAUGCUGUUCUCUGGAACCAAUAUUGCUGCUGGUAAGGCUGUUGGAAUCGUAAUUGCAACUGGUGUUUACACAGAGAUUGGAAAGAUCAGGAACCAGAUGGUUGAAACAGAACCAGAAAGAACUCCAUUACAGCAGAAGCUUGACGAAUUUGGGCAGCAACUAUCUAAAGUCAUCUCUCUUGUCUGCGUGGCUGUUUGGGUUAUCAACAUUGGCCAUUUCAAUGACCCUGUACAUGGAGGCUCUUGGUUUCGUGGAGCUAUUUACUAUUUUAAGAUAGCUGUGGCUUUGGCUGUAGCUGCUAUUCCAGAGGGCCUUCCAGCUGUGAUUACUACCUGCCUGGCCCUAGGCACACGUCGUAUGGCUAAAAAGAAUGCUAUUGUGAGGAGUCUUCCAUCUGUGGAGACUCUAGGUUGUACAUCAGUCAUUUGUUCAGACAAAACUGGCACCUUGACCACCAAUCAGAUGUCCGUGUCAAGGAUGUUUGUGGUUGAAAAGAUUGAAGGAGUAAAUUGCAGUCUACAUGAAUUCAGUAUUACUGGAUCUACCUAUGCUCCAGAGGGUCAGAUUUUAAAAGCUGAUCAGCCCAUCCAGUGUGGGCAGUAUGACGGUUUGGUGGAGCUGGCAACCAUCUGCGCUCUCUGUAACGAUUCAUCUUUAGAUUUCAAUGAGUCCAAGGGAGUAUAUGAAAAGGUUGGAGAGGCAACAGAGACUGCUUUGACCUGCCUGGUGGAAAAGAUGAACGUCUUUAAUACUGAUUUAUGUAAGCUGUCAAAGGUGGAGCGAGCUAAUGCCUGCAAUUCUGUAAUAAAAAAGCUUAUGAAGAAGGACUGCACCUUGGAGUUUUCCCGGGACCGGAAAUCCAUGUCCGUGUAUUGCACCCCUCUUAGUUCUAGCGCUGCAGCAUCUGGCAAUAAGAUGUUCAUAAAGGGUGCUCCUGAAAGUGUAAUUGAGCGUUGCAAUUAUGUGCGCGUGGGCUCUACAAAGCUCCCACUGACUCCAUCAGCUAGAGAGCGGAUCAUGGCCAAGAUUCGGGACUGGGGUACUGGCAUGGACACCCUUCGAUGUCUUGCUCUGGCUACAAGGGAUGUGCCACCAAAAUUAGAAGACAUGCAAUUGGAUGAUUCAAACAAGUUCAUCAACUAUGAGACAAAUUUGACAUUUGUUGGAUGCGUGGGAAUGUUAGAUCCUCCCCGUAAAGAGGUGACUAUCUCUAUCCAAAUGUGCAGAAAAGCUGGUAUCAAGGUGAUAAUGAUAACUGGGGACAACAAAGGCACAGCAGUAGCAAUAUGCAGAAAGAUUGGCAUUUUUUCAGACUCUGAGGACAUAACAGACAAGGCAUACACUGGAAGAGAGUUUGAUGACCUCCCAGUAGAGAGACAGCGGGAUGCUUGUCGUAAUGCUCGCUGCUUUGCCCGUGUGGAACCAGCACACAAGUCCAAAAUUGUGGAGUAUUUGCAGUCUUUCAAUGAAAUAACUGCUAUGACAGGUGAUGGCGUAAACGAUGCUCCAGCCCUGAAGAAGGCUGAAAUUGGCAUUGCAAUGGGCUCUGGCACUGCGGUGGCAAAGUCGGCAGCAGAAAUGGUUCUCUCUGAUGACAAUUUCUCUACUAUAGUGUCCGCUGUUGAAGAAGGGCGAGCAAUUUAUAACAACAUGAAACAGUUUAUUCGCUACCUUAUCUCUUCCAAUGUUGGUGAGGUUGUCUGCAUCUUUCUCACUGCUAUCAUUGGCUUACCAGAAGCCCUCAUCCCUGUUCAGCUGCUCUGGGUUAAUCUUGUGACAGAUGGUUUACCUGCCACUGCUUUGGGAUUUAACCCACCUGAUCUUGACAUCAUGGACAAGCAACCUCGCAAUCCCCGGGAACCACUCAUUAGUGGCUGGCUAUUUUUCAGAUAUCUUGCCAUCGGAGUCUAUGUAGGCCUGGCCACUGUUGGAGCUGCUACAUGGUGGUUCUUAUAUGAUGAAGAUGGACCAGAAGUCACAUUCUACCAGCUGAGGCACUUCAUGAAAUGUACGUCCAACAACCCUUUGUUUGAAGGAAUAGACUGUGAAGUGUUUGAGUCCCGUUAUCCCACAACUAUGGCCCUCUCUGUACUGGUAACUGUUGAGAUGUGUAAUGCCCUUAACAGUGUGUCUGAGAAUCAGUCGUUACUGCGGAUGCCACCAUGGCUUAACUUUUGGCUUCUUGGUGCUAUUGUCAUGUCAAUGGCUCUGCACUUCGUAGUUCUCUAUGUUCAGCCAAUGCCACUAAUUUUUCAAGUAACUCCUCUGAAUUGGUCACAAUGGAUGGUAGUUCUGAAGAUGUCAUUCCCUGUUAUCCUGCUCGAUGAAGGUCUCAAAUAUGUCUCAAGGCAUCACUUGGAGGGUUUACUGAAGACAGUAGAGGAGUCUUGGAAUGGGACAGAUCAGGGGAAGCCCUCCCGAAGUCAAGACCAGACUGGGAGAAAACGACAUCCACAACACUCGGACAACAAUAUUACUAAAUAAGGCAUUCCAUCAUCCCAAUUCAAACUUAAAAAUCCUGGAUGUCUGCAAGUCUUAAAAGGAUGAAUGGACUUGCAUGUUUCUAUCUGCCUGGGUGAAAUGUGCAAAUAAGAAAAAGAAAAGAAAAACCACAAAAAAAAAGAGAAAAAUAUUUGUUUGUAGCUUUUUUUUCUGUACAUAAAGGUGCAAUAACUGGACAUCUUGCUUGGGGAUAAAAAGUAUAGUUUUGGCCAUGCAGGAAAUGUCAGGGUUUGUUCGUUAGUGUUUUGUGUCUGUAUCAUAAUACAAUAUGACCCCCAUGGUAUGAUGGUGCUGACAUACUCAUGAAAUAAUGCAGGUUCAGGAAAGGCUACAACAUAUAUUGCAGGAGUAGCCAACCCUGGUCCUCGAUAGCUACCAGCAGUUCACGUUUUCCAGAUCUCCUCACAGAAUCACAAGUGAAGUAAUUAGCUCCAACUGUGGAUAUUUUAAAAUGUGUCAGUUAGUAAUGACAACACCUGUGCACCUGCUGGGUGAGCUGGAAAACGUGAACUGUUAGCUCUCAAGGACCAGGGUUGGCUACCACUGAUAUAUUGCUUGGUGGAUAACAACAGCAGCCCGUUUAUGCAGGAUGGUGCUGUCAGCAUGGGGAACAGACGUUUCCUGCUUAGAGUGCUUUGUGGUCAGUAUGUAUAGGGUUAGCUCACAGACGCUGUUUAACUUUUGAUAUUCUGCGGUUGCAAAAAUAUGUGCUGUGAGAUGGCGUACUAACGGUUGGCUACCACAGAUUUGCAAUGGGUCAGAUGUCCUUCUGCUAUGACACUGAGAAGCUGUGACAUUCACUGUGUGAAGUUUUAAAUGAUCUAAGUUAAAAAGAAAAAAAAAAUCACUCAUUCUUUUCUGUGUAUGUAUUUGUCUACAGGGCUGUGGUGUGUCCUUCAUUCAUUUCAGCAUAACAACACAAAUGCUACAGUAUGUUCUUAGGUUCUUCGCUUUCUAGCAGACAGACAUUGCAGUCUUUUUGUGUGGAUAAAAUGAACGGGUGACAAUUUAGGACCUGGUGUUGUGUACAAAAACUAUAAACACAUUGCAGCAGGGAACAUUAUAGGAGGAACUCUUACUAAACUGCACUGCACAUUAAUGACUCUGUGGGCCUGACUUUGACAUAACAAACUGUAGAAGUCGUUGCAGAUUCCAUAUAUCGUUCCAGGAUUCUAUUUUUGUAGAUUUUGUUGGUCUUUUAAGAUGGUCCUAAAAGAUCAUGUUUGUAUUACUGUACAGUGCUGCUUAUGGAGUAGUUCAACCUAUUUUAAAAUAUUUCUAGCUAUGCUUUAUUUUACACCUCAAUCACUAGAAGUUUUUUCCAUUAAGUUUACGUUCUCGCUUGUAAACUAUUACAUAUUAGCUAAAUCUUCCUACAAUAACGUAUUUCACCAGCCCUUCACACCAUAUAGUGCAUUCAACACCAAUAAUGCAUCUCGCUAGCAGGAUGAGCAGUCUUUUAUCUUUCAUGUGUCUUUUACCUUUUGCUUUGCUAAUAGCCGCUGCAUUUUGCCAGGGGCAUGCCAUGCAAAUGAUAGGGGACAAAUAUGCCAGUCAUUAUGGCAACUUAGAAUUAGAAAAGUUUCUUUUUGUUUUUAACACAUCAACUAAACUAAUGUUUGUAAUGUAUGGCCAAUGGUCUAUAUGGACAUCUACCGUCAUACUUAAUCAAAAUUGGGAUGGGGGCCGUACAUCAGGACAAAUGUGCAGAUUGUGGACACCCAAAUUAGGAUGAUUGGGGGUAUGCACUUUGGAUGGAUAGGCUAUGGGUAUAUCUCCCUCAGAGGUUAGUCCGCUAUAAACCUCAAGUAUACAUGUAACCUAAACACAGUGGAUGUCGUUAUUUUCUAAAUCAAAUGGCAUUGUAAAUCCUGUGCUCCUUCAAUAUCGUGGGCUUUAGUUCAUCUAAUAUAUUAUGCAUUACAUUUCAGCUUGUCUACCUUUAGUUCAUCUAAUAUAUGAUGCAUUACAUUUUUGAUAUAUGUGCCACCUCAGUAUACAAAUGUUAGAGCUCACAAAGGUAACAGUAAUAUGUCAGUUUUCAAAUCCGUGAUGUUUUGACAACUAGUUCCACAUACUGUUCUGCAAUUUCAGGGGCCCUUCCUUAAUGAAAUAUUGCCUGCAAUACUUUUGGUAUUUUAUUUCCUGUAGUACACUGAUGGAAGUACCACAUGUCCUAAGAAAUCUAUUGUAAGGGUAAAAUUACAGUUCAUGUUUCAUCACCCUCUCUAAUUUAUCUCAUGAAGCCACCUGGUUAAUAGGAAUUUAUACACUUGUUAUACUACUGAGCAGAUUCAUUGUACAGAAAAAAAUGCAAGAUAUGUUACUGUAAUUAAUAUAUUCUAUAUUUAAAAAAAAAACUAUUUUACAGAACACCUAGAAUAAGGUUUGACCAAAUAUAUUAUGCAGUUGUUUUUUUCUUGAAGAAUUGUAUUCCAAUUUAGAGUGGGUUCUGAUUUUUAAUAAUAUUUGUAUAUGAGUGGAAUUUUUAAAGAAUAAAAACUAUUAUAUUACAUUUUGA
Molecule: messenger RNA, 6131 nt
Organism: Pseudophryne corroboree (corroboree frog)
Lineage: Eukaryota; Metazoa; Chordata; Amphibia; Anura; Myobatrachidae
Gene: ATP2A3
Product: ATPase sarcoplasmic/endoplasmic reticulum Ca2+ transporting 3
Exons: 22
Coding region: 491-3592 (1033 amino acids)
Biological process (GO): calcium ion transmembrane transport; intracellular calcium ion homeostasis
Cellular component (GO): membrane
Molecular function (GO): ATP hydrolysis activity; P-type calcium transporter activity; ATP binding
Source: RefSeq, a predicted model, not a curated record